Messenger RNA from Cottoperca gobio, 2682 nucleotides. RefSeq names its product wingless-type MMTV integration site family, member 9B (gene wnt9b). Gene Ontology annotation, cellular component: extracellular region. Gene Ontology annotation, biological process: cell fate commitment; canonical Wnt signaling pathway; neuron differentiation. The coding region runs from base 124 to 1191 and encodes 355 amino acids. The transcript is spliced from 4 exons. The record is from RefSeq and is a predicted model, not a curated record. Gene Ontology annotation, molecular function: frizzled binding; cytokine activity. Lineage: Eukaryota; Metazoa; Chordata; Actinopteri; Perciformes; Bovichtidae.
CUGGCGCACCGGAUUGAAGGUCUGUGUACAUGUGGGGCCGUUUAAAGAGGUGCGCCGACCAGACGGCACAGACGUUCUCCGUUGAAGAAUCAGCGAGAUGAAGAGCAGCGCCAACCCGGCACCAUGCGCUCCAGGCUCCCGCGGACUGCCUGCCUAUUGCGACUCGUUGCACUCUGCCUGCUUCUCUCACACACUGCAGCUUAUUUUGGGCUGACAGGACGGGAGCCCCUGGUGUUUUUACCUGCUCCGUUUUCCAAUGAACCUCCGACAGGCAAGGCCCACCUGAAGCAGUGCGAGCAGAUGACUCUGACCAGGCGGCAGAAGAGGCUGUGUCGCAGGGAGCCUGGUCUGGCCGAGACGCUACGGGAGUCGGUGCGCCUCAGCCUCCUGGAGUGUCGGUAUCAGUUCAGGAACGAGCGCUGGAACUGCAGCCUGGACGGCCGGGGAAGCCUCCUGAAAAGAGCAUUCAAGGAGACUGCGUUCCUACUGGCGGUGUCCUCUGCAGCGCUGACCCAUGCACUCGCCAAAGCGUGCAGCUCAGGUCGAAUGGAGAGGUGCACGUGUGACGACUCCCCCGGCAUCCAGCAUCGAGAAGCGUGGCAGUGGGGGGUCUGCGGUGACAACCUGAAAUAUAGCACCAAAUUUCUCAAGAAGUUUCUCGGCCAAAAGAAGGUCAGCAAGGACCUGAGGGCUCAAGUCGACACCCACAACAUCAACGUUGGAAUUCGGGCGGUGAAGAGCGGGCUGAAAACAACCUGCAAGUGUCACGGCGUCUCCGGCUCUUGUGCCGUACGGACUUGCUGGAAGCAGCUGUCUCCUUUCCACGACACUGGACGGCUGCUGAAGUACAGGUAUGACACCGCAGUGCGAGUGCUCAGUGUCACCAACGCAGCCACCGGGGAGACGGAGCUCGCCGGGCCCCGUCGCCACGGCCAGAGCCUUCGCACUACUGACCUGGUCUACCUGGAAGACUCCCCCAGCUUCUGCAGACCCUCGCGCUACUCCCCGGGUACGGGCGGCAGGUCGUGUGCCAAAGACACCAGCUGCCAGAGUCUGUGCUGCGGACGUGGUUACAACACAGCCAUGCGCCUCACCAGCCUGUCCUGCCACUGCCAGGUACGCUGGUGCUGCCACGUGGAGUGUCAGACGUGUGUGAGAGAAGAGGAGGUGUACACCUGCAAAAACGCAUGAUGAGAUAGAAAGAAAGUGUGCAAAGGCUUGCAAAAGAAUGAUCGGUUGGGAAAAUAAGUUUGAGACAUGGCUGAACUAUAAGCUCCUAUAGACACUGAGGGAUCUCACAGCAGAGCAUGGCUUCGCUCUUCUGACCUGCAUGUUAUUUGGGGAGGAAUAUACACUUGUAACAUUAUAAUAGUGCUGGUUAUUUGCUAAUCGUCAUCGAAUUGAUACGCAGCAGCUUUACUGUAAGUGAGGAUGUUUUCAAACUACUCUGCUUCUCUCUUGCUGGAUGCACUGAACUCCCACUCCUCUGGGACGGAGGGAAAUGAGCUCUUAAAACAGGUACUGGACUAGACUGGACGUCAGCAGCAAUACGACGUCAAACCCUCUGACAGUGACUUUGUUGUAUUGUAAUUGCAUUGGCCCCUUCCACUUGACUAUUUAUUGUAUCAGUCACUGUUGUACUGCUGCUUUAUACUUUAACCUUCUUCUAAUUGCCACUAAGGCUAAAAUGGCCUUAAAAGGAAUCAACCUGUCUGUCUUUCUGUCUGCUGUGGAGAUAUUUUAGGAGUUCAUGUUUUGAUUAAAAAGCACUUAAGUUGCUCUUGCUAUGGUAAAUAUGAUACAAAGACAUUAAUCAUAGACGCUAGUACAAAUGUUUAAAUAUAUGUUGAAACAGAAUCACUGGAAGCUUUGAGGGGUGCCACUGAUAUCCAUUGUAACAUGCUUUAACAAGGUUAUUGUGUAAAGAAACAAGCUGGCUUUCAGUUGCUCUUAUGGAAAUGUCUAUGGAAAUGUCCACAUGUAGCCUAAUGCGUGCUCAACAGAACAAAAGGAAAUACCCGGGUAAUCGUGAGGGAAACACCAAACGCUGUAACACACGGCAAAGAAAGAAUGAAAAACUUUACAUUUCUUAAUUAACAUACCAACCCUCCUCCGCAUUUAUAGAAGCACUACGCUAUACUUUCAAGUUUAAAAUUGCUUGACUGAAGAAUUUGAUCUUCAAAAGUCUAAUUUAGCCACUUCUUUGUUCUACGUGCCUUUGAAGUGGGAUAAUCGUGCUCCUUAUUUCCCCAAAUUGCAAAUCAAAGAAAAUCCCCAUGUUUACUCACUUAUCCCUACAUCCAAGACAACUCUCUCUCGUGUCCAUGUGUGCAGGUCAAAAGUGCACGUGGCACCCAAAAAGGUUUAUGUUAUUGGCCAGUUUAUGUUUUGUUUGAGUGAUUCUGACUGUAUGAUAUGAAUAUAACUCAUGUCAGGGCUCCAGGCGUAUGACAAUGUGGAAUCGUAAUUUUCUACCUCACUUCAUAUUUUGGCAAAUAUCAGUAAGAUUUAUGAGCUGUGCAGAGUGAUGUCCUGUCCUUUGCAUUUGUUUUAAAGAUAAUGUUUUGGGUUUUUCUUUUUUUGUACAGUUCUUUUGAAUUUGGUUAAACAUAUCUCCAGAUUUCAAAUGUUGUUUUUUUUAACCUUGUUGCAUUACAAUCUUAUUUAAAAUAAAUAAAUGGA